UUUUCCACAUACCACUCUUGCCACCUAUAAUUCAGUACAGAAUACAGAAAGCCCUCCUUUUUUGUGUAGUGGAAAUAGAAAUAAACGGUAGGGAAAUAUUGAAAUCGAUUUCUCUCGACUCUAUGGGACCGUAGUGGUAGUAGAUAUUUUACUACCAUCAACCCUUUAUAUAUUCUAAGCAGAGUAAACUUCACUGAAUCAAUCAAUCAAUCAGUGGAGAAAAAGGGAAAGGAAAGAAAUAAUGGUUUUGCUAGAUCAACUCUGGGACGACGUCGUUGCCGGGCCUCAGCCUGAUCGCGGCCUCAAACACCUCAAGAAAACCUUUACCAAACCCUUGAACAUCAAAGACGUCGGAGGAGAGGGUAGUAGUAAGUACCAGAGAUCCAUGUCGAUGCCGGCAAGCCCAGGGACGCCGUCGACGCCUUUGACUCCGUCGCCUACAGCGGCGCGUAAAGAUAACGUGUGGAGGAGUGUGUUUCAUCCUGGUAGCAACCUUGCGACAAGGAGUGUUGGGGCUGACUACUUUGACAGGCCACAGGCUAACUCUCCAACUGUUUAUGACUGGUACGCUUUACAGUGGGGAGACUAGGAGCAAACACCGUUGAAGAGAGAGGAGUAUGGUUGAUCUGUUAAUAGUGUCUUUCUACUUGCUUGCUUCCAUGGAAUCAUGAGUUUAUGAUAAUUAAUUACAGGGUUUGCUUGAAUUCGACUGUUUUGAUCAUCUUGUAAAAAUUUGAGUUUUUUUAUAUGGUGUAAGAUGGAUCGGAUCGGCUGCUAUGUUUAUAUAUAUUUGCUAUGAUUUGAACUUCUUAAUUCACUGUUGAAGUCA
Messenger RNA from Olea europaea var. sylvestris, 829 nucleotides. RefSeq names its product auxin-repressed 12.5 kDa protein-like. Lineage: Eukaryota; Viridiplantae; Streptophyta; Magnoliopsida; Lamiales; Oleaceae. The coding region runs from base 242 to 589 and encodes 115 amino acids. The transcript is spliced from 3 exons. The record is from RefSeq and is a predicted model, not a curated record.